AUGCCGACUACAUGUGGAUUUCCAAACUGUCGCUUUCGUUCACGAUACCGCGGCGCUGAAGAUAAUCGACACUUCUAUCGCGUGCCAAAGAAGCCCGCCGUAUUGCGCAAGCGAUGGUUGGAUGCCAUCGGAAGAACAGAGGAGACUAUUGUCAGCCAGCUUCGAGUUUGUAGUGGUCACUUUCACGGAGGCGAAAAACAUGAGGGUGACAUUCCUGUGGCAGACCCUUCGGUAGACCCCCUAGUACGAAUUGAACUUCCACCAAAACCAGCCCGAAUUCUAAGCACGUCCGCAGGGCCACGAAGUGGAUUUACUUUGCGAGGAGGAAGGAGCCGUGGCUGUGGUUCAACUCUCAAGACCAAACCAAAUAUAUUGAGGUCAGGGAUGAUGAGCUUUUUCAAUCGAAAUGGAACCUACAAUGCCUUAAACACCAACACCACAAAGUUUGCUAACUCACACCCUUCAAAUUGCCAAUAUGGAUCAUCCACUACUGAGCACCGCCCCUACAACAAAUGGCUACUGAACCCGUUUGCAUUACCGUUCGAGGAACAGGCUUCUCUCUCCGAUGUCCCAAAGUCUCAACAUGACAUCGGGGAUAACCCGGUGGCUCCUGGCAAUUUCAUAUCAACGGCUCAAGGUAAUGAAAAGAGGUCCUUCAUAAAAAGUCAGUCGAUAACGCCUGGUUUUAAUGCAUAUAACUAUGAUAACCUCAUAUCCCCAGAACGACCUGCGCAGGGCAUGCGUCCACAUUUCCCAUUCACUCCCCUUCUACCAUUAUCUCAUGGAUUAGCCAACAUUUCGGCAAGACCCCACAUGGCUGGAAUAUCUUUCAAAUCUUCAGUGAAGUCUUCAUCUUUCGAAGGUUUAUCUCCCGUAACCGACUCUUCCCACAAAGCUUACCUCACUCAACAUCCAGCUGGCGGUUCGCAACCCGCAACAAGCCUAGCCGCCCUCAAGUUUUCCCAGUGGAUAACAAGUUUACAAGGAAUGUUUGGAUCCAAGAACACUGAUGGGCAUUUUAACAUGCAGCUGUUUACUAAUAUGUUUCUGAAGAUGCUGGAGAAACAUGCACCCAUAACCGGACCGUGUGAAGCGAUGCAGUCGGAAGCUUAUCCAUUCAAUUUCCAGGAGACACCAAAAGUAUGCGAGAUUAGUAGUAAUGAAGCAGCAGCAGCAGCAAAUAUUGGUGGAAGGCAGUCAAACGGUAAAUUGAUGUCACCCACGUCUGAGCACAGUAAGUUUGGUCAAUCGAAAAUGCAUCAGAACAGCUUUGGCGGAUGGCCUUCACUGGGAGGUAGUAGUUUUCCGGCUAUGCAAGUUCACCCAAUAAAUUUAACUAAUCCAAUCCACCAGAUUCGACAGAGCAUCCAUGACGACAUCUUCAUUGAGAACACACUUGUUUGUGAUCAGUAUGACAAAACCGCAAAAGCAAGGGCCGAAGCAAACAGUUCAGACAAUCAAGUAGCGUCGGAUAUCGUUCGGCGUCCAAUCAAACCGCCCUGCACAGGACCAGGAUCGAAAAUUGAUCAGGAAGAAUCGUCCUUGGUUCUCAGUGAGUCUAGCAAUUCUGCUGCGUCACAACAGAAUGGUGGUGCACAAAAGCCCAUUGUUGUAUUUCGUGGAAUUUCAGACGGCUCCAAUGAACUCACCGUUCUUGAAGACAUUGCUGAAGUCAUAAUUAUGUCGACACAUGUGGAAUCGGAGCGACUGGAAAGGUGUCGCGCGGACACCCCCAGUAUAGCUCAGUGGGCUGCCGAGGUACAAAAAGCGUCACGCUACGGAGUUAAAUUCAAUACGAUUCCGCGUGAGCUCUUCAAUGUAGAAUUGCUUUGUGAGUUUAUCGUGAGCCUGCUCCUGGUGACAACCAAUCGCGUCGUGCAGUUCGGGAGGCCACGUCAUGUCUCGCUGAAACGGCCAUUUUCCGUUCCUUUGGAGUUUGGGGAAUCUCGAUGGCGCUCGAGCAACACACCUCAUAAUCGAAGGGAUCUUCUCAAGAGGAACAUGGUCAUACCGAACUCGGGAAUAGUGGACGACAACAACUGGGAUGAGCUGCCUCUGGUAAUGCUUCCCUCAAAAAGAUGUUAUGGACAAUCGGUACGGGAGAUGAAAAUUGGUAUCAUAGCCCAAGAUACGCUUAUCAAGAAUCUGGUGAUCAGCUUGUGCGCAUUUGAUUGUACAAUAUUUGUCCAUCAAUCCAACUGGACAGAAGACAUCGGUCAACUAGACCACACAAGACGCUUUGUAAACAUGGAAGAAAUGGUAGCGGAAGUUGACUGGCUAGUUGUAUUGGCCGGACACAAAUGUGUUACAGACGAAGUGGGUACUUUCGUGAAUGACAACUCUGGCGCAAUUCAACUAAUUACGGACAGUCUUCUGCUGAAAGUGAAGCAAGGUGCAUCUCUGCUGUGUCUGUCUGGCAAUCAGACGUUUCCAUUCGGAAUGCACGCCUUGAGGAAUGCAUUACUCAGCGGACAACUUAAAACGGUGUUACUUGGUGUGGGCGGUGGAGAAAAAGGCAGCCUUGCUAUGGGACAUAUAAAGAGCGAGUUUACAAAGAAUUCCGCAAGUAAUUUGAAAAAUACCAGUUUAGCUAUGGCUGUGGAUGUUUUUUCAUUGAGUCCUCCAUCUUAG
This is a messenger RNA of Opisthorchis viverrini, 2631 nucleotides long. RefSeq lists its product as hypothetical. The record is from RefSeq and is a predicted model, not a curated record. The transcript has 8 exons. Lineage: Eukaryota; Metazoa; Platyhelminthes; Trematoda; Opisthorchiida; Opisthorchiidae. Bases 1 to 2631 code for a protein of 876 amino acids.